GUUCCCAGCAAGGCUACCUAGAGAAUCCCCUCAACUGAGGCCAUGGAGGGGGGCCCGGCCAUCUGCUGCCAGGACCCUCGGGCAGAGCUGGUAGAACGGGUGGCAGCUAUUGACGUGGCCCACUUGGACGAGGUGGAUGGUGGCCCAGAGCCUGCCAGGAAUGGUGUGGACCCUCCGCCACGGGCCAGAGCUGCCUCUGUGAUCCCCGGCAGUGCUUCAAGACUCCUCCCAGCCCGGCCCAGCCUCUCAGCUAGGAAGUUCUCCCUGCAGGAGCGGCCAGCGGGAAGCUGCCUGGAAGCCCAGGCUGGGCCUUAUGCCACAGGGCCUGCCAGCCACAUCUCGCCACGGGCCUGGAGGAGGCCCACCAUCGAGUCCCACCAUGUGGCCAUCUCAGAUGCAGAGGACUGUGUGCAGCUGAACCAGUACAAGCUGCAGAGUGAGAUUGGCAAGGGUGCCUAUGGCGUGGUGAGGCUGGCCUACAAUGAAAGUGAAGACAGACAUUAUGCAAUGAAAGUUCUUUCCAAAAAGAAGUUACUGAAGCAGUAUGGCUUUCCACGUCGCCCUCCCCCAAGAGGGUCUCAGGCUGCGCAGGGAGGACCAGUCAAGCAGCUGCUGCCCCUGGAGCGGGUGUACCAGGAGAUUGCCAUCCUGAAGAAGCUGGACCACGUGAAUGUGGUCAAACUGAUCGAGGUCCUGGAUGACCCAGCUGAGGACAAUCUCUAUUUGGUGUUUGACCUCCUGAGAAAGGGGCCGGUCAUGGAAGUGCCCUGUGACGAGCCUCUCCCCGAGGAGCAAGCUCGCCUGUACCUGCGGGACGUCAUCCUGGGCCUCGAGUACUUGCACUGCCAGAAGAUCAUCCACAGGGACAUCAAGCCAUCCAACCUGCUCCUGGGGGACGAUGGGCAUGUGAAGAUUGCUGACUUCGGCGUCAGCAACCAGUUUGAAGGGAAUGACGCUCAGCUGUCCAGCACUGCUGGGACCCCAGCGUUCAUGGCUCCUGAGGCUAUUUCUGAUUCUGGCCAGAGCUUCAGUGGAAAGGCUUUGGACGUGUGGGCCACUGGGGUCACACUGUACUGCUUUGUCUAUGGGAAGUGCCCGUUCAUCGAUGAUUACAUCCUGGCCCUGCACAGGAAGAUCAAGAGUGAGCCUGUGGUGUUUCCUGAGGAGCCAGAGGUCAGCGAGGAGCUCAAGGAUCUGAUUCUGAAAAUGCUAGACAAGAAUCCCGAAAUGAGAAUUGGGGUGCCAGACAUCAAGUUGCACCCCUGGGUGACCAAGAAUGGGGAGGAGCCCCUUCCCUCGGAAGAGGAGCACUGCAGCGUGGUGGAGGUGACCGAGGAGGAGGUGAAGAACUCGGUCAAGCUCAUUCCCAGCUGGACCACGGUGAUCCUGGUUAAGUCCAUGCUGAGAAAGCGUUCCUUUGGGAACCCCUUUGAGCCCCAAGCGCGGAGGGAAGAGCAUUCCAUGUCUGCUCCAGGAAACUUAAUGAUGAAAGAAGGGUGUGGCGAAGGGGGCAAGAGUCUGGAACUUCCCGGCGUCCAGGAAGACGAGGCUGCAUCCUGAGCCCCUGCAUGCGCCCAGGGCCACCCGGCAGCACACUCAUCCCGUGCCUCCAGAGGUCCACCGCCCUCAUGCGACAGCUGCCCUGCGGGUAGGGGGUUGGGGACUGCAGCCCCUCUCCUGGCUCCCCUCCCCCCUCGUGCUGCAUGACCUCCAAGCACGCACGUCCAGGGACAGGAUUCGAAUGUGUGUUGUCUGGGGUUUUGGGGACAGGGCUCCCAGAAGGCUUUCCUUCUCAUCCUGGCUGUCCUUGGCCUCACCCAUCCUGUGGGAAAACCAGGUGCCCAUGGAGCCUCAGAAACCCCACGUGGUGUUGGCAAGGCCCAGGGCAGGAGACAGGAAACCCAGAUGGCAGGUGGAGGCCUGGCUUAGUGCAACUGCAGAGGUCUCCUCAGAGACCUGCUGGGGGCUGGGCACGUGGAGGGGAGGACCCUGCCCACCUUGGGGUGGUGGUGCCAGAGCUCUUGUCUACUCAGGAUGCUGGAAUAGAGACUCUGACCACUCAGUGUAUUCCUGGGCCCCACUGGGGAGAGGGCUAGUAUUGGAGAAUUCAGAUUCCUUUUUUGUUGUCUUUUACUUUUGUUUUUAAGCUGGGUGGUGGGGAAGAAGCCCUGCUUGAGAAUAGCUAACGAGCUUUCCUAUAGCUUUGGGUGGUUCCCAGCACAACCCACCAUUAUUUGGCAGCCAAAUGGACUGGGCUGACCUUCCUGGAUUGUGUUUUGCAUUUGAGACCAUCCAGAAAAUGGGUUGAACCGAAUCAAGCUCUGAGCAAAGGCCUGAAUCAGGAGCACCACACCUUCCUUGCCAACUUCCCUCCCUCUCUCCCUGGCUCCCCAGAGCCAAGGCUGCAGAGGACAUGCCAGUAACCAACACCAACCAAGGGCCAUGGACCUGCAGUGCUAUGGCCUUGCACAUGCUGAAAUAACUGGAAUCCAAUCUCUGAUCCUACACUGUCCUACCCAUCUAACCCCGAAAGCUGCCCUCACAUGCCUACGAUGGAGGACAAACUGUCCGUAUUGGAGGCAUUGCUGGACACAGAACCCCGGAGGGGUGGGCACACUGGCAGAAGGCCUCUUUGCCAACUGCCUCCCCCUAGGACAGUCAACAGUCAGCCUGUUCAGAGCAGGAGUGCUGGAGUGUGUGUAGAGAUGGCCCUUCUGGAGCAGACUCAUCUUCUAUCUGGGAUCAGUGUCUGGCUGGCUGGCUUGGUGUUUAUUGACCAAACGCUCAUAGAGGUUGACCCCCAAGGGUAAAUAAUGCAGGACUCAGACACCACCCCUGAAAACAGAGCCAGACAAGGGAUUUUAGCCAUCUUUGUGGGUUCCAUAUUGCAGGAGAAGCCUUGUUUGGAGAAGGAGAGGGGCCCUCGUCCCGCUACAUCUUCGCGCCUUGGGUGUACGUGGCGCCUCCGUGCACACACGCAUGUGCGUGCCCAUCUGCUGCAUACGGCACACCUGCAUGUCUCGCGCUGUACAUGCAUCUGUAAUAUAGUUUCUGUGUCUGUUUAAGGCUGGGAGUGGAAUGUGGCCUGUUGUUAAUGGGUCCAUAUUUCUCCCUGGCUCCUCUGCACUAAGGCAGUGUGACCCAGGGCUUAAAAAAUAAUUCGGUACUUUUCUUAAGAACACUUUUAUAGAGUCAUUGGGAGGCCAGUUAAAAGCCAAUCACUGAGCAAAGAGUUUUUCUUGCGUGUUUCUGUGAGUGUCUGGUUUCAGGGGGCUACGUUGACUGGACCCGCCCUUGGGAAGCUCAGAAGUGGGCCCAGCUUCGUUGCCCGUGUCAGAGCCCAGACGGGGCGUUCACCCCCCCACUGAGGGUUUUGGUUGGCAUCGUUGUUUUUGAAUGUAGCACAAGUGAUGAACAGACUCCAUAAGAGUGUUUUAAAAAUUAACUUCCCAGGAAGUGAGUUACAAACAAUAAAAGCCCUUUUUUGAGUUUAAAAAAAAAA
Galeopterus variegatus (Sunda flying lemur) is the source of this 3502-nucleotide messenger RNA. RefSeq names its product calcium/calmodulin-dependent protein kinase kinase 1, alpha (gene CAMKK1). The record is from RefSeq and is a predicted model, not a curated record. Gene Ontology annotation, biological process: activation of protein kinase activity; protein phosphorylation; CAMKK-AMPK signaling cascade. The transcript has 15 exons. Gene Ontology annotation, molecular function: protein kinase activity; ATP binding. NCBI's taxonomy places the organism in Eukaryota, Metazoa, Chordata, Mammalia, Dermoptera, Cynocephalidae. The coding region runs from base 43 to 1560 and encodes 505 amino acids.